AUGGAACAAACUAAACGGCAACGGCGAACAAAUAGUAUUGUUAAAAAGAAAAAGAAAUUAGAAGGUAAAAUAACAACAUUGCAUUCAAAUAGUUCUACAAGAACAUUCAUAACACGUUUUGAAGAUCUUCCAAACGAAAUAAUCUAUGAAAUUUUCGAUAUACUUGAUUUUUGUUCUGCUUAUGAAAUUUUUUCUAAUCUUAAUAGACGAUUCCAUCAAAUUCUUGUUUUGUCUACUCUUUCUAUUAAAAUGCAUAUUUCAUUAAUAUCCAAACCGACUUUUCAACGUCAUUAUAAACAGAUUAUUAUGCCUAAUAAACAUCGAAUCAAUUCACUUUGUUUAUCGAAUCCAUUUAUUGUUGAUUUAUUUUUUCCAUCGUCUCAAAUCAUAUCCAAAUUCCGUCGACUUGAAACACUUAUUAUUGAUACUACCACAACAACAAAACUGGCAAAUCUUCUUAAACAAUUAACUAAAUUACCAAAUUUAUCUUCAUUGACAAUCAUUCAUCGUCAUUGUCUUUAUAAUAUCAACGAUCUUUAUCUCCAAAUAUUUCGUCUACCUGCAUUAAAAUAUUGCAAACUAUUAUUGUCAGAAAAUUCUAACUAUGGAUCACUGCCUAUGUCAGUCAAUGAGACCAGUCCUAUUGAACAUCUUGUUAUCAAAAAUAAAUUUUGUUUAAAUGAGUUAAAUGCUCUAUUAUCAUAUGUUCCAAAACUACGUUAUUUAGCAUUGAAUCAUUUAUAUAGUUUGCCGGAUGAACAAACAAAAUCUUUUUCAAGUUCAUUAAAUGAUUUAACCCAUAUUUCUAUAAAGAAUAGUCGUAUUCUUUUCAAUGAAUUAGAAUUAUUAGCCAAACAUUUUUUUCAUCGACUUCAAAUUUUUCAUAUUUCAACAUAUUUCGACGUAUCAUUUCUAAAUGCAAAUCAUUGGGAACGAUUAAUCUUAUCCUAUAUGCCAAAUUUAAUAGUCUUUGAUUUUAUGCAUACAAACUCGCUGAAUGACACUACUCAAUUAAAAUAUGAAGAUUUAAUCCAACAAUUUCAAUCUUCAUUUUGGUUUGAACGACAAUGGCUUUUUACGUAUACAUUUUAUUGGAAACGUGCUGAGCGUCAUGUUAUCUUCAAUUCAUCUCGUCCGUAUAGAAAAUCUUAUGUAUUGUACUCAGAAUUCAGUAAACAAAUUGAUUUAUAUCAACAAGAAAAUAACUUGGAUUCAGUUGAACGUAUUUGCAUUCAAGAUGAACAAGGAAUGAUAAAUUGUGUUAAUCAUUUUUCCAAUGUUACAGAAUUGACUCUUUUCUGUAAUCUCAGCCAAAGUCAAGAUUCUCUUUCGACCCACUUUAAUCUUAUUUUUCCAACGAAACAAUUGACUAAACUCGUUAUUACUGUUACCUCUAUUCCUUUUAUGCUGAUAAUUAAAGCAUUAAGUUUAUUACCGAAUAUUCAUACGUUAAUGCUUACUUAUGAAUCAUUCUUUGAAAAAAUUUCACCAUCAAUUAAACAAUGUGACUUAUUUCAAUUAAUUGAAGACUCAGAUCGAAUCACAGAAAUUGCUUGCCAAUUAUUCAAUGAAAUUGGUUGA
Messenger RNA from Adineta steineri, 1581 nucleotides. The record is from the annotation of a GenBank genome assembly. NCBI's taxonomy places the organism in Eukaryota, Metazoa, Rotifera, Eurotatoria, Adinetida, Adinetidae.